Messenger RNA from Ipomoea triloba (trilobed morning glory), 1692 nucleotides. RefSeq names its product importin-5-like. Gene Ontology annotation, molecular function: nuclear import signal receptor activity. The record is from RefSeq and is a predicted model, not a curated record. NCBI's taxonomy places the organism in Eukaryota, Viridiplantae, Streptophyta, Magnoliopsida, Solanales, Convolvulaceae. The transcript has 7 exons. Gene Ontology annotation, biological process: protein import into nucleus. Gene Ontology annotation, cellular component: cytoplasm; nucleus. Bases 464 to 1189 code for a protein of 241 amino acids.
GAACUUCGGACGCAGCUGCUUAUUAUUUUGUUUUUUAAUUUUUUUUUAGUUAAAAUGUUAGAUCUGGAUCUCAAUCUCCCCCCAUUGCCACUCCACGGGCCAACGCAAAUCUGCGCCAUCGACUCCCCAUCGCCACUCCACGACCAACACCGCCGCCGUUUCCACUCCCACCCGACGUUCCCUCUUUCAAUCUGCAAAUGAUGUCGUUUCGGAACGCCGCACCACUCCAUAGACGAGACCAACGCUUCCUCCCCUGCCGAUCUACUUGGUCGAGAUCUCCGCCACCGCAACGCAACCACCGGCUCUCCUGCGACGCCGACGCUACCACCGCACCGCCUCCGCCCCAGCUACCUUCGUCCACGUAUUCCCGGUCAGCAGGUAACUUGUGUGUAGUAGCUGUAAUCCUUGUUCACUUGGUAACCAUGUAAACAAACUUCUUAUACUCUUACAGCAAAGAGAGACAAUGUUGGAAGACGCAGCUUUGGGAGCCUUAGGCUCAUUAGCUGAAUCAGCCAUGGAUGAGUUUUGGCCAUUCUAUGGCAUUGUAAUGCCCUACCUAAAAUUUACGGUAGUAACUGCAAAAGCGGAUUCUGAUUACUUGCUUGUAGCCAACUCCCUGAAGUGCAUUGCUGUGAUUGCGGUGGUAGUGGGGAAAAGUAUGUUCUAUGCUGAUGUCGAUGAUGUUGUUAGAGAUCUCAUCUUGUUACAAGAAUCUAACUCUGGAAACGAUGGCACAGUGAGGGGUUAUUUGCUACAGGCGUGGGGUGGAGUCUGCCGAUCUUUAGGGGUGGACUUUCUUGCUUACCUGAGUGUUUCCGUGCCUCAGCUGAUUCAGUCUGCUAAACGGAUAGAUUACCUGACAGAUGAUGUUGAUAGUGAUGAUAAGCGAAGAAGUAUUAUCUUGAAGGAGAAGUUCUUGGCUUGUAAUACAAUAGGCUGCUUUGCUGCUCAUAUCAACAGAGGACUGCAUAUGUGGAUUAAGGAGGUUGUAGAUGCUGUUCUUCCACUUAUCAAUUUUAAACUCGAUGAACGAGUUAGAAUAGCUGUAGCAACAGGUAACCUUUCUUUCGGUGUCUCCUUAUCGUGGAUUGUGAGCUCUAUAUUAAUCAACUCAAGUAAGGAUGUAUACACAGACACACAGAUACACACACAGGCACACACAAACAUAUAUUGGAAUAUAGCUAUUUAGCUGUUUUUUUUUGCUUUUUUUUUUAAUUCUAUUUCAGUAAUCUUUUGAUAGGCAUGUGGGAAAAUGAGCAUGCAUUCACUGCUUGUAUUUGCAAUGUUAUUAGUAUUUUAAUUCUUUUGAAUGAUGAUGUCCAUUUUUAAAAUGAUUGGCAGCUAGAAAAAUAUGGGCAUGCCCAAGAUGUAAUAUAUUCAGGCCUUCAUAUAGAUCCAUCAAGGUAAUGUAACAAACUUCAAAUGGAAGCUACAUCCUUACUUGAGUUGUGUAGAAGAAUGGUUGUUUGAUGUUUGCCAUUUGUUUAUAUACCUCCCUGUUUAUUUGGGAAUAUGAUAUAUUCAAUCUGCUUACUUAAAAUGUUCUGCUCAUCUUUUAUAUAUUCCAUAAAUUAUAAUUAAAUGUGAAAAUUUGUGUGCAUUAGUAUGUCCUUAUGAUUCUAGGUCUUGAAUCAAGUUGAGCUUGAUUGUCCUGACAUUGAAACAUUAUGUAUAAAAGAUCUCAUUGACGAA